Messenger RNA from Cladocopium goreaui, 1353 nucleotides. The record is from the annotation of a GenBank genome assembly. NCBI's taxonomy places the organism in Eukaryota, Dinophyceae, Suessiales, Symbiodiniaceae.
AUGCAGGAUCUUCGUUUGUAUCAUGUAUGGGUAUCCACCUAUGACGAUCACCAAGAAGCCAACCAAAGGGGAACAGAGACUGUGCGCGAAGCUGAAGGGGACCAUUCAUUAGCUUCGAGUGCAGCUGAUCCUUUUGUGCCCGGAAAUGGAGCUGGUGAUGCGAGGCCCAAGCCAAAACCAAAACCAAAACCAGCCCCCAAGGCAAAGACUGACGAACAAUUGGCACGUGCAGCUGUGGUCAAGGCAAAUGCGAACUUGCUGGAAAUCUCCCAGUGGCGAUACAAACUUGAGUCUGCAGGGAUGGCAAAGGCCGUUGCGGAAGCAUUUGUUUUCCAAAUGGAAUCUGAAGCCUCAAAGUUACGUGCUGCCAAGACUGCCCUUGAGGGUGCCCUGAGUACAGGGGCAUCGUUGGUAGAUGUCACAAAGGACUUGCAUACUGCCAACACAGCUUACAAUGAAGCCAGCAUGCAGGUCCGAAAAAAUUGUAAUCACAGCUAUGCAGACUAUCUCAUCUCCUCCCUCGGCCGAGGUGCGACCUCAUGUGCCGAACUUCAGCGUGCAGCGGAAGCCUCUGUCCAAGAGGCAAGUGGCAAAUUUGUCAGAGAUCAGGCUGCUAUUGACCGGUACUGGCAGCACACGACCGAGUUUGGGUGGCAUUCACGGGACCACCCUGCUUUUGCUGCAAGGGCCGCUCUUCUCUCUGGGUGCCAUCCGGACAAAGAUUUUGAAGGGAACCCAUUGCCUGCUUGGCUUGAUCGAUUGAAAGGCAAGUCCAUCGCAGGAUUCUUUGGCAGUGGCAAGCUAGAAGAUCAACUGAGGGAACUCUCGACUCGCUUCAGGGCAUGGGCUCGUGUUCAAGGACUUGAGCAUUCGCAAGGAUUCUUGACCGUGGGGAUGCUACACAUCACAGAUGGUUUUCCAGCAUUGACAUGCAAGGCCUGGAAUGGCCAGGUGCUUCUGGCAUUUUUGGACAUUUGUGUGGCAAACCUGUUCCAUCAACACGCGGAAGAAGAAAUUGAAUUGGCAUCAUUGGCUGCCAGGGCCAUGGUCUGUUGGUUCGACCGUUUGUCCCGCUAUCCACGGUAUCUCUCAGAGUUUCAAUCCAGAGACAUUUCCAGAUACGGAUUCACCUUUCUGAGACUGUACCAGAAGUUGAGCUACUACUCGGUGAUCCACAAGUGUGCGCGAUGGAAGCUUAUUCCUAAGCAUCAUCCCUACAGGCAUCUCAAUGAGGACAUGGCCAUUCGAAGGAUGAAUGUUCGAUACGUUCACACUUUCAAGGAUGAGGACAACGUUGGUGUUGUCAAAAAAUUAGCUGAAAAGGUGACCAAGGGGGAAUUGAUGGAGUACUGA